This is a messenger RNA of Topomyia yanbarensis, 2529 nucleotides long. RefSeq lists its product as uncharacterized. The transcript has 2 exons. The record is from RefSeq and is a predicted model, not a curated record. Lineage: Eukaryota; Metazoa; Arthropoda; Insecta; Diptera; Culicidae. The coding region runs from base 1 to 2529 and encodes 842 amino acids.
AUGCCAGGAAAAAAGCCAUGUCCCCCUCCGGAUCAAAGCUGUGCUCUCUGCAACUCGCCGGACAACAGUUUGAUGAUCAGUUGCGAUGAAUGUUUUAUGUGGUACCACUUCAACUGCGUUGGUGUAACUCAUGACAUCGCGAAUCAUGACUGGAGAUGCCCGAAAUGCCUACCGACGGAUGAUCACCCCGAUGCAGAUCAAGCAGGCGCUCCAACACCGCUUUUGCCAAUAGAACUGCAGUUGCAGCUGCUCGAGGAAGAACAUGCGCUUGAGAGAAAAUUCCUCCAAAAGAAGUACCAACUAAUGCUGGCGGCUGGAUCGACGGCUCCGCGUGCCGAUAUUACAGCCUUGCACCCGAAACAUCAAUCCUCUCCUUUGUUGUUCCCUCGUGUGCGUCCAAAUGCUACCGAGCUUCAUUCUGAGGAUCACUUGCUUGAAACAGCCGCCGCGAAUGAAACAGCAUUGCUCAACCAAAGCCAAAUUGCCGCGCGUCACGCUGUUUCUAAGGAACUGCCAGUAUACAGCGGAAACCCCGAGGAGUGGCCACUGUUUUUUGCGACCUUUGAGAACACAACUCGAUUGUGCGGGUAUAGUCCUGAAGAAAACAUGACCCGGUUGCAGCGAUGCCUCAAAGGCAAAGCACUAGAGGCCGUCAGAUGCCAACUUUUGCAUCCUUCGAACCUAGGUAAAGUAAUAUCAACACUCAAGAUGCUAUAUGGUCGACCAGAGAUCAUUGUCUAUUCGCUGAUGCAGAAGAUCAAUCAAUUACCAUCCCCGAGAGCGGAUAAGUUAAACUCGAUAGUCGAGUUCGCCCUAGCGGUGCGCAAUAUGGUGGCUACAGUGCAGGCUUGCAACUUAGAAGAACAUCUUUACAAUAUAUCGCUCCUACAAAGUCUUGUAGAUCGGCUUCCACCGAUGAUCAAGCUCACUUGGGCAACACAUCGCCAAUAUCUGCAACGAGUUACACUUACCGAGUUCAGCGACUGCUUGUAUGGUCUCGCUGAAGCAGCCAGCAUCGUGACGAUACCAUCGGUUACGAGUGCCACUGAUUACAAUUCUCGACGUGGAAGAAAGGAUGACGGAUUCAUUAAUUCUCAUUCCGUUACCGCACCCAGAUCAUGUGAGUCCGUUAGCGCUGGAUGCACCAUCUGUCACGGAAAUUGUGUUUCAGUUGACAAUUGUAAAGAGUUUCUGAGCCUAGACCAUUCCUCUCGGUGGGCUCUUCUGUGGGAUCAAAAGUUGUGUCGUUGUUGCAUACGAUCUCACAGAGGAUUAUGUAAAUUCAGCAAAUCAUGUGGGAUAAAUGACUGCCCCUACAAGCAUCACCGUCUGCUUCAUAACGACGCCAAAGACAAACUCAGUGGUAGCCAGCUAGCUCAAACCCAAGCGAUCACACACGACCCCAGCAAUAUUAGUUCCAAUGACUUCGUUUGUAACACUCACAGCGGGAACGAAAAAUCCGUGCUAUUCAAAUACAUUCCCGUGACACUGCAUAAUCAGGGAUUGUCUGUAAGCACUCAUGCCUUUGUAGAUUGCGGAUCUUCACUGACCUUGUUAGAGGAAACCUUAGCGGCUGAGUUGAAGCUUCAAGGAGAAAAGCAUCCCCUAUGCUUGCGUUGGACUUCCGAUACUUGCCGCUAUGAAGAUUCUGCAACCAAAAUAACUGUGGACAUAUCGGGCUCGCAUAACCCAGAUAGCAGAUACCGCCUAUCCGACGUCUAUACAGUGAAGGAGCUAAAACUGCCAGCUCAGUCACUGUCGGUUGAGAAGCUCUCCGAGCAACAUACUUACCUGAAGGGAAUACCAGUAGAUUCACACAUCAACGUUCAACCUCGAAUUCUUAUUGGUAUAAACAACAUUCGUGUAGUACAUCCGCUAGACAGUCGUGAGGGGAACGAACAUGAACCGAUAGCUACAAAAACGCGCCUUGGAUGGAUGAUUUACGGUACCAGUUUAAAACACAACACCGCAUCCGGGUAUCCAAGUAGCUAUCAUAUAUGUUCUCACUCCUACGGCGAAAAUCUCUCGAAGGACGAUGAUCUUAACACUGCGGUGAAAAAUUACUUUACUCUCGAAAGUUUGGGAGUCGCAAAGCCGGAAAGAACACUACUUUCUACGGCAGACGAACGAGCUUUGAAGAGUCUGCGUUCUACUACAAGUUUUAAUAACGGUCGCUACCAAACUGGCCUCUUAUGGAAGUAUGAUGACGUUCGGUUUCCAGACAGCAGAUCAAUGGCAGUGCGGCGACAUAAUUGCUUGAUGAAAAUAAUGCAACGCGAACCUGAAUUGGCAAGCACACUACGAACGAAGAUGGCUGAUUAUUUAAAGAAAGGAUACAUUCGCAAGCUUACACCAGAUGAAUACAUGAUGCCCAAGGACCGUGUAUGGUACUUACCAAUAUUCCCGGUGUUCAACCUAAAUAAACCGGGCAAGGUACGCAUCGUGUGGGAUGCUGCGGCAACUAUAGGUGGCGUUUCAUUAAACUCAGUCCUCGUAAAGGGACCCGACAUGCUGACAUCCCUACCGUAG